Molecule: messenger RNA, 1443 nt
Organism: Penicillium cataractarum
Lineage: Eukaryota; Fungi; Ascomycota; Eurotiomycetes; Eurotiales; Aspergillaceae
Product: fungal specific transcription factor domain-containing protein
Exons: 2
Coding region: 1-1443 (480 amino acids)
Biological process (GO): DNA-templated transcription
Molecular function (GO): zinc ion binding; DNA binding
Source: RefSeq, a predicted model, not a curated record
AUGACUUGUGCUCGUGUAAACGAGCAAUUACAGAGCCUGAUCAAAGAAAGCAGCACUCCUAAACCAUCUAUCGUAUCACCUUCCCCGUCUGGUGAGAUUGUCGAUCAGAAUUGCGAAAGUUCAGCUACCUCUCCGCUAUCGUCAUCCUCUUCGUCACCUGCAACAUGGAGAUUCGCCUUUACACCGAGCGACGUGAUCGAGUAUCUUGAAACCUACAGGCAGAGAAUGUAUCCAGUAUGGCCAGUGAUCGAUGUUGCCAGACUCAGCUCUGUCUUUAGAACCGACGAAAAUGAUUACGAAACUUGUGCGUUAACUUUCGCAGUUUGUGCCGGUACGGGCGCGCAAUUGCAACUCAAGUCGACCACGCCAACAUGGAGCGAGUUCGGGCUUCCAGAAAAUAUGGGUUCCACGGCUUUGGCUGAUCGGUUUGCUGCCGAGGCCGAGCGAUACCGUUUGAAAUACGACUAUCGCGAAAGCACAGCCAUAGAAGCUAUUCUGGUUCCUUUAUUCCUUCAUUUCUACUACGGAGCAAAAGGGAAAAAGCGGACCGCUUCGUUUCUAUUACGGGAAGCAGUAUCACUUUGUCAGCUGCUCGCCUUAGACAAGGAGGAGACAUAUCAGAACAUGGAUUCUGAGGAGGAGAGCUAUAGACGCCGGACAUUCUGGCUUCUAUAUGUGACUGAAAGAGGCCACGCAAUGCAGCAUGGCACUCCAGUCUGCCUCACGAACUCUAUCGAUGUUGCUUCAAGCGACAGCCAGAAUAACCCAGAGGUUUUACAGGCUUUCCACAGCCUAGCCCACCUUUUUUCAUCGGUUGAUGGCGUACUGGUCGGCUCAGAAGCGUCUAAUAAUGGGCGGGGCCAGCAGUAUAGCAAGGAAGUGCUUGUUCAAAUACAACAUGCGCUAUGUCGAUAUGAUCAAUGGCCCAUGGAAUGGAAUGAAGUACAAAGAAGCGACCUUGCUAUUACGCAGCAGUGGUUGCGGAUGCUGGUGUGGCAACUUUCUCUCAGUAAUGUUACUCUGUCGAGUGAGCCAGGAGACGAUAGCAUGUCAUUCACCUACCCAGCUCAUGUAUCAAGAGAUGCGCUUCGCUCUAUAUCGACGGUUUCUUUUGAUGCGCUGGUAGCUCACGGGCCAGGAAUGCAAGCCAAACUAUGCGACAUAACGAGCACUCUGCUUGAUGUCAUGACGUGUGUGCAUUCUCUGCCCCCAGAAAUGUUUAUUCAAACUCGACAGAUUCUUCAUGAAUUUUGCUGCUAUCUUGCAAAAUUGAAUGGGAGUCGGGAGGGCUUAGCUUGGGUUCGUAAGAGAUUGGUCGAGUCGAAUUUACUUCUUGAGCCAGUUUCUGAGCUUCGUGCAAUUCCAGAGUUAACCGACGAUGAAGGUGAAACGACGGACAGCAAUGGGAAAGUGUAUUAUAACAAGAACUUCGACGUCUAUUAG